AUGAUAUCGGACAUUAGGACAUUAUUCACUACGAAUUCUCUCGAUUCCGAUGAUAUUCACGAAAAAGUUUUGGAAUUAGGAUCAGAUUAUCUACGUGGUGGAUGGAGUCUUUUGGAGAAAAAUGAAAUUGAAGUGACACAAAUAACUGGCGGACAAUCUAAUCUGAUCUAUAUGGCAUCGUGUAAAAAUUCGAAAAAACUUUCUUCUGACACUCCUGAAUGUUUUCUAAUACGAAUUCAUUGUCAACCAUCGUCUCAAGUCUUCAAUGAUACUGUCAUAUUCUCUGUUAUGUCUGAACGGGGACUUGGUCCAAAGCUUUACGGAUUCUUUCCAGGAGGUCGAUUGGAAGAAUAUCUUCCGAGUAGAACUCUUGAUACCGAUAGUAUUAAACUUCCAGAAAUCGCUCGAAGAGUCGGCGCUCUUUAUCCGAAAUACCAUGAAAUAGACGUUCCGAUUUCGAAAUGUGCAGGAUCUCUUCGAUUUAUUAGGCAUAACUUGGAAGAAUAUAAGAAACUCGGCGGAUCGGUCCACAAAAUGCGCCCAUAUUCUGUGAAAUACGAAGACGAGCCACUUCGAGAAACGAUUUCGGUUGAUGAGUUAGAACGAGAAAUUGAAGUUUUCGAGGAAUGGUCCAAGGUUUUCGAUGACACCAUUGUUUUCAGUCAUAAUGAUCUGGCGCCAUUGAAUGUUCUCGAAUUGAACGGCACGAAAGAAAUAGUUUUCAUUGAUUUCGAGUACGCUUCGUACAAUUGGAGAGGUUUUGAUCUAUGCAUGUUCCUCUGUGAAAACGCAUUCGAUUAUCGUGUCCCACCACCAGGAGUCAGGAUUGAUCAGAAGUUCUUAGUGGAGCAUCCGAAUAUGCAAAUCUUCUGUGAAGCUUACAUUGAUAGUCUCUACAAAAUGAAAUCAUCGAAUCCUGAACGAAAGUUUCCACUAACUGAGAAUCGAGAGGAGGAGAUUCGCAAGCUUGAAAUGGAAAUCCAAUUCUUCAUUCCAUUAGUGAACCUUUUUUGGGCAGUGUGGUCCCUCAAAAGUUUCUUGGCUAAGCAUGACAAUGGGCACGAUCUAGAAGUGGCUGCAAGUGAUCGUCUAACUCUAUAUUUUCACUGCAAACCAAAGUCAGAGUCUAUCUACAAUUUACUCAAAAAAUAA
Molecule: messenger RNA, 1152 nt
Organism: Caenorhabditis remanei
Lineage: Eukaryota; Metazoa; Nematoda; Chromadorea; Rhabditida; Rhabditidae
Exons: 9
Coding region: 1-1152 (383 amino acids)
Biological process (GO): CDP-choline pathway; phosphatidylethanolamine biosynthetic process
Cellular component (GO): cytoplasm
Molecular function (GO): choline kinase activity; ethanolamine kinase activity
Source: RefSeq, a predicted model, not a curated record